Molecule: messenger RNA, 1599 nt
Organism: Camelina sativa (false flax)
Lineage: Eukaryota; Viridiplantae; Streptophyta; Magnoliopsida; Brassicales; Brassicaceae
Product: WAT1-related protein At1g44800
Cellular component (GO): membrane
Molecular function (GO): transmembrane transporter activity
Source: RefSeq, a predicted model, not a curated record
AUCUCCCAUUAGGUUUUGCCUGCCUCAAACAAAUAGAGCUUAUCUCAUUCACUCACCAAACAACUCUCAUCAAUAUAAAGAGAGAGAGAGUGGGAGAGAGUUAUAUAUACACACAUAAACAUAGCAAUAGUAGUGUUAUAUAACUAGAGAUAUAAAUUUCUAGAUUAAGUUAGUAGUAAGAGAUCAUCCAUUAAGUGAUAAAGAUGAAAGGUGGGAGUAUGGAGAAUUUGAAGCCGAUUUUGGCGAUCAUAUCACUACAGUUUGGGUAUGCAGGCAUGUACAUCAUCACCAUGGUCUCGUUCAAGCAUGGCAUGGACCAUUGGGUUCUUGCUACAUACCGUCAUGUCGUCGCUACGGUUGUCAUGGCUCCCUUUGCUCUCAUUUUCGAGAGGAAGAUCAGGCCAAAGAUGACACUAGCAAUGUUCUGGAGGCUUCUUGCUCUUGGAAUACUAGAGCCCCUUAUGGACCAGAACUUGUACUACAUAGGAUUGAAAAACACGUCAGCAUCGUACACUUCUGCCUUUACCAAUGCACUUCCCGCCGUCACCUUCAUUCUCGCCCUCAUUUUCAGGCUUGAGACGGUUAACUUUAGGAAGAUUCACAGCGUUGCAAAAGUGGUGGGAACGGUGAUCACGGUUGGAGGAGCGAUGAUUAUGACGUUGUACAAAGGUCCGGCCAUCGAGAUCGUGAAAGCCGCACAUAGUUCCUUCCACGGUGGCGCCAACACCACUGCUACGGGCCAACACUGGGUCCUUGGAACCUUAGCCAUCAUGGGCAGUAUCUCUACUUGGGCUGCCUUCUUCAUUUUACAGUCAUACACAUUGAAAGUUUACCCAGCUGAGCUAUCACUUGUAACAUUGAUAUGUGGGAUGGGGACGAUCCUAAACGCAAUUGUUUCGCUUAUAAUGGUGCGUGACAUGAGCGCUUGGAAGAUUGGUAUGGAUUCGGGGACACUUGCCGCGGUUUACUCUGGAGUGGUUUGUUCGGGGAUAGCGUAUUACAUACAAAGUAUUGUGAUUAAACAACGUGGCCCGGUGUUUACAACGUCGUUUAGUCCUAUGUGUAUGAUCAUCACUGCCUUCCUCGGUGCCUUGGUUCUGGCUGAGAAAAUCCAUCUCGGAAGUAUCAUUGGGGCAGUUUUUAUAGUUCUUGGACUAUACAGUGUGGUAUGGGGAAAGAGUAAAGACGAAGUGAAUCCAUUAGACGUGAAAGUCGUAACCAAGGACCAAGAGCUACCGAUCACUAGCGUAGUCAAACAAACCAACGGUCACGAUGUGUCGGGAGUACCAGCUAAUGGUGUGGUGGUUACCAGAACCUGAUCCAAUAAACACCAGAAGAGAGAAGAAAGAUACGAAGACAAAGAUCACAUCUCCAUGCAUUUGGAGGUUGGAAAUUUUGAUUAUCUUUCUGGUUGUUUUUGUGCUUUUGUUUUACAUUUCCUAAUUGCUUAACUUUUAGUAUCUUUUUUACAUAUGCAUGUUUUUCUGUUUUCUACUUUCAGUGUAUUUUGAAAUUUCCAAAAGCAAAUGAUGAAUGAAUCAUUUGGUAAAAUUGCGCCUAAAAAAAAUAAUAAUAACAAAAGUAGUCAAAUCUGAUUAA